Messenger RNA from Aureobasidium musti, 1317 nucleotides. The record is from the annotation of a GenBank genome assembly. Lineage: Eukaryota; Fungi; Ascomycota; Dothideomycetes; Dothideales; Saccotheciaceae.
AUGUAUCGACGCAGCGAUCCUCGCUUCCGCCGUACCAUCAAUGAGAUCUCCCAGACCAUCGAGAGCGCCAACGAGUCCGCCCAAGCCAACAUCUUUACCUUUUCCCACCGAUACCUUGGUCCUUGUUUCUCCUCCAUUGGAAGCUGUCUCCAAUCCACAUGCUCCUCCUUUCCAUGCUGCGACGAUCGCCUACAUCGGAAUCGCGCCCGUACGCGCACUCGCCCGGAGCUGAGCUUCGACUUCUAUGACGACUGGGAUGAUGACGAAACCGCCGGUCUGCUAGCAUGGGACAAUGGUGACUUUGACACACUACAAGCUGGAGGAUAUGGCGCCGGUGCUGUUUCUGACCAACCCGCCCGUGAGCGUGCCAUGAGCUAUGGUGCUCGACGAGACAAGUACGGUCGUCGCAAGAGCCAACCGCGGGACGAUCCUGAUACAGACCCUACCCUCAUCCCUGCCUCUUCCUAUUUCGGCUUCCUCGGCAAGUUCUCUAGUAGACUUACUGGAGCCAAGACUCUGCGGUACAAACCUUCGGCCGCCGAUUUACAAGAGCAUCCAGGUGCCUCAAGGAACAUGCCUCAACUCACAGAGGAGGAGGAAGAUGAUUUUUCUCCUAGAAAGAGAAGUAACACCGCUGGAAGCAACGGUACCGCCGACUCUUUCAGCUCGAGGGGCGAUCUUNUUCCCAGUGAAGAUGAAGACGACGCUCGCGAGCUUGACGAUGAAUUUGCUAUGGUCCUCGAACGUCGCACUACAGGCGCUGGGCUGGAAGAUGUAGACAAUAAUGGUAAACCUCGCCGUCCGGGGAAACGCCCAAGCACUGGAUCUCGAUUGUCGACGCGGACCAUGUCGAGCAGAAGUACACGCAGCUCAAAACGGCGGUCUCGUGCAGCUAGUACUUCGCCAUCGAGAGAAGCUACCGUUGAACCCAAGCUUAUACCAUCCCUGGCAGAACUCAAGCAGGAAGAAGAAAGGGUGCGAGAAGAGGAAGAGGCUGCCAUCGCUAGUAAGAGAGAUGCUGCACGGGGUCUUGCACUGGAGCGUGGGCUAAACGUGAACGGAUCAUCACCUAUUGCUUCUGUCUCACCGUCCGGUGAAUCAAAACCGGCAGUGAGUCCCGAUGUUACACAGGAUGUGCACAGUGACCAGGGGUUGGAGCAGAAGUUGCCAAUGACCUCUGAACGUCUCGAGAACGACAAGGUAACGAGUAGCGACACGGUUCCAUUCCCAAGCUUCAAUUUGGAAGAGAUGGCAACGCCAGAGGACGACUCUGAUUUCGUUCCAGCCCAAUUACCACGGUUCACGGGCUCACGAUGA